AUGGUGCCAGAGGAGAUGAGAAGAGAGCUGCUCUGUUUCAACCUCUUCAACAACCUGGUUCCCUCCUUGCUGUGGCAUCGACUGGCAUGUGUGGACCCCCCCAGCACGUCUGCUGGCCAGGAUACUUGCUGUGAUGGAGGACUUCUUCAAGGACCGUCUGCACUGUGUCCCACAGAGUGUCCUCUUUCUACCUACAGAGGAGGUAGCUUUCAGGCUCCAGCUCGUCCAAAGACUCCUGACUGGUCCUGGGGACCUGGUCUGGAGACCAGUAGCCCGUGCCUUACUAGAGCGGUGUGCCUGUCCAACACUGUUUUCUGUGGUACGGGAAAUUUCUCCAACCUCUUCCAGGUCCAUCCUGAGUCUCUGUUUCCUCGACCUGAUACCCCCAAUUCCUCACACACUGGGAUGGAUUGCAUUACUUAUGAGCUGGACACCCUGGACGUCCCUCCUCUCACCCCGACCAGCAAGGAGGUCCUCAGCCAGGCAGUGAAGGCCAGUUUUGCUGGAUUCACCCAGGAGAGAAUCACCCGUCACUUUCCACAGGAUCCUUCCCUGUGGUCUGAGUGGGAGGUGAACCACUGGCUGGACUGGUGCCAGGCUGAGUUCGGACUCCACUGCCUGGGCUCGGACCUGCGAGGCCUGCAGGGCAGUGAGCUGUGUGGUCUGGACCGAGAUGAUUUCCAGAGCUUAACGUCCGACUGCACCGCAGGGGAGAUCCUGUGGGAACAUCUGGAGACCAUGAGGAGAGAGAAUGAAUAUGACUUCAGUUCUUUCUCACCCAUCUGCACAAUACCAUCUUACUACCAGCUUCGAUUCAACAAAGAUGAUGUUCAGGAGCUUUCAGACUCACACUGUUACCAUAUUCAGUAUGAUGCCUCUGAGAGGACAGAGCUCCACACUCUGGACUCUGUGGCUGCACAACAUCAAGACCAUCACCUGUACAAAUCACUGGAUCCCAGCAGGAACAUGGCCUCCCCUGCUCUGCAUCAGGACCCAGGAGGAAAUGGAGGCUCAACAUCUACAGGUGUGUCAUUGAAGUCAAAAUACAAGCAGAGUUUCAACAUGGAUGAGGUUCAACCCAUGAAGACAGACUCCGAGGUGGAAAUCGGUCAUAGUGACGAUUCUGACAUUGCGGAAGCUCUGUCGUGGACCACUCAACUCCAGGAUAUGGACCCGGUCGUUGGAGAUUCCAUGUCUGAAGAUGUCUUCACUUUACCACAGACACACAGGAGCUUCAAGGACUAUGUUGGCAACAAAACAGACCUUGGCAGGGCUGUGAUACCAGCAGCCGUCCUCGCUGGUUACACUGGAAGUGGCCCCAUUCAGCUGUGGCAAUUCCUCCUUGAGCUUCUGACAGACCGGAGCUGUCUGUCAUGUAUCAGCUGGACAGGAGACGGGUGGGAGUUCAAGCUGACGGACCCUGAUGAGGUGGCGCUGCUCUGGGGCCGGAGGAAGAACAAACCCAAAAUGAACUAUGAGAAGCUGAGUCGCGGUCUGCGCUACUACUACGACAAACACAUCAUACGCAAGACGGCGGGUAAACGCUACGUCUACCGCUUCGUCUGCAACCUGCAAGGCCUGCUGGGAUACGAGCCUGGAGAGUUGCACGCCAUGUUGGACAUUGGUAGCAAGAGUCACUGA
Pleuronectes platessa (European plaice) is the source of this 1641-nucleotide messenger RNA. Its product is annotated as protein C-ets-1. The record is from RefSeq and is a predicted model, not a curated record. The transcript has 11 exons. NCBI's taxonomy places the organism in Eukaryota, Metazoa, Chordata, Actinopteri, Pleuronectiformes, Pleuronectidae. Gene Ontology annotation, biological process: regulation of transcription by RNA polymerase II; cell differentiation. Gene Ontology annotation, cellular component: nucleus. Gene Ontology annotation, molecular function: sequence-specific DNA binding; DNA-binding transcription factor activity, RNA polymerase II-specific. Bases 1 to 1641 code for a protein of 546 amino acids.